UCUUCUUCUUCGUAGCUAAAGUCCUAGCAGGGUUUAUGCUUAUCAUCAGUCACUCACUGGAAUUGUCGACCUCAAAAGAGUUUCUAUCAAAACGAUGAUUCUCCAAACGACCUUCCCUGGCCACUCUCUCUGGUCGUCGUGCUCCGCUCACAGGCUCCAUCCUUUUCUCUUCUCCAAACGACGUCGUCGCAGUAGUCUCUCCUACUGGCAUUUCAAUCGUCUAAGGCCUAGGCUCUUCGCAGUUGCCGCCUCCGAGAAUGGCGUGUUCACUUCUCCAGAGAUUGCAAAGACCUUUGAUUUUACUUCAGAAGAAGGGAUAUACAAUUGGUGGGAGUCUCAAGGGUAUUUUAGGCCAAACCUUGACCGAGGAAGUGAUCCUUUUGUGAUUUCAAUGCCGCCUCCAAAUGUUACUGGUUCCCUGCACAUGGGACAUGCGAUGUUUGUGACUCUUGAGGACAUUAUGGUUAGAUACCAUCGUAUGAAGGGAAGACCCACGCUUUGGCUUCCUGGGACUGAUCAUGCUGGUAUAGCAACUCAGCUGGUUGUAGAAAAAAUGCUUGCAUCUGAAGGAAUUAAAAGGGUUGAAUUGGGUCGAGAUGAGUUUGUGAAUCGAGUUUGGGAGUGGAAAGAGAAGUAUGGUGGAACCAUUACAAAUCAGAUCAAAAGACUUGGCGCUUCUUGUGAUUGGAAUAGAGAGCAUUUCACCCUCGAUGAACAGCUAAGUCAAGCUGUCAUUGAGGCCUUUGUCAGACUUCAUGAGAAAGGCUUAAUCUAUCAAGGGUCUUACAUGGUGAACUGGUCUCCUAGUCUACAGACUGCUGUUUCUGACUUGGAAGUAGAAUAUCAUGAAGAAUCUGGUACUCUCUAUUAUAUUAAGUAUCGUGUAGCUGGAGGCUCAAAGUCUGACUAUCUGACAAUAGCAACAACACGCCCGGAGACUUUAUUUGGUGAUGUAGCUAUUGCUGUGCAUCCUGAGGAUGAUCGAUAUUCUAAAUAUAUUAAUAGAAUGGCUAUAGUUCCUUUGACAUAUGGCCGUCAUGUCCCUAUCAUCUCUGACAAGCAUGUUGAUAAAGACUUUGGCACUGGUGUGUUGAAGAUAAGCCCUGGACAUGAUCAUAAUGAUUACAAUCUUGCAAGAAAGCUUGGUCUUCCAAUACUUAAUGUCAUGAACAAGGAUGCAACUCUAAACAAGGUUGCCGGACUGUACUGUGGCCUUGAUCGGUUUGAGGCCCGCAAGAAACUUUGGGCAGAUCUGGAGGAGACUGGUUUGGCUGUAAAGAAAGAACCACACACUUUACGAGUUCCCAGAUCUCAGCGUGGUGGAGAAGUUAUAGAGCCACUAGUAAGCAAGCAGUGGUUUGUAACGAUGGAGCCCUUAGCUGAGAAAGCCCUUCGUGCUGUUGAAAAAGGAGAUUUGAAAAUCAUACCCGAAAGAUUUGAAAAGAUCUAUAAUCACUGGCUAUCAAAUAUUAAGGAUUGGUGCAUAAGCAGACAACUGUGGUGGGGACACCGAAUACCAGUUUGGUACAUUGUGGGUAAAGACAGUGAAGAAGAAUAUAUUGUUGCAAGGAGUGAGGAUGAAGCUCUUCGGAAAGCUCAAAAGAAGUAUGGAAGAGAUACAAAAAUAUAUCAGGAUCCGGAUGUUCUUGACACAUGGUUUUCAAGUGCACUGUGGCCUUUCAGUACUCUUGGGUGGCCAGAUGAGUCAAUCGAGGAUUUUAAGCGGUUUUAUCCUACUACAAUGCUUGAGACAGGGCAUGACAUACUGUUCUUUUGGGUUGCGAGGAUGGUCAUGAUGGGAAUUGAGUUUACAGGGACAGUUCCAUUUAAAUAUGUUUAUCUGCAUGGUCUCAUCCGGGAUUCACAAGGUCGAAAGAUGUCUAAAACAUUGGGGAAUGUCAUAGAUCCUUUAGAUACAAUCAAGGAAUAUGGCACAGAUGCUUUAAGAUUUACAAUUGCUCUAGGGACUGCUGGUCAGGACCUUAAUUUAUCCACUGAGAGGUUGACGUCAAAUAAGGCCUUCACUAACAAACUGUGGAAUGCUGGAAAGUUUGUAUUGCAGAAUUUACCCAGUCAAAAUGAUGCAUCAGCUUGGGAAAAUAUACUCUCUUAUAAGUUUGACAAAGUGGAGCUCUUGGACAAGCUACCUUUACCAGAAUGUUGGGUGAUCUCAAAACUUCAUUUGCUUAUUGACACAGUCACCGCAAGCUAUGACAAAUUUUUCUUUGGAGAUGUAGGAAGAGAGACAUAUGAAUUUUUUUGGGGUGAUUUUGCUGAUUGGUAUAUUGAAGCCAGUAAAGCUCAUCUUUACCACUCCAGUGGUGAUUCAGUUGCUUCUGUCACACAGGCAGUUCUGUUGUAUGUUUUUGAAAACAUACUUAAAUUGCUACACCCCUUCAUGCCAUUUGUGACUGAGGAGCUCUGGCAGGCACUCCCAUAUCGAAAAGAAGCUCUUAUAAUAUCACCAUGGCCACUGACUUCACUUCCAAGGAAGAGCAACUCGAUUAAGAAGUUUGAAAAUUUACAGGCUCUGACUAGAGCCAUCCGGAAUGCUCGAGCAGAAUAUUCUGUUGAGCCUGUAAAGCGUAUAUCAGCCUCAAUAGUUGCUAAUGAAGAAGUCACUGAGUACAUAGUGAAAGAAAAGGAAGUUUUAGCACUUCUCUCCAGGCUAGAUUUGCAAAGCAUCCAUUUUACAGAUUCUCCUCCAGGGAAUGCGGAUCAAUCAGUCCACCUUGUAGCUGGUGAAGGACUAGAGGCAUAUCUCCCUCUUGCUGAUAUGAUUGACAUUACUGCCGAAAUCCAACGCCUAUCUAAGAGACUUUCCAAGAUGCAGACAGAAUAUGAUGGACUUAAAGCUCGGCUCAGCUCUCCUAAGUUUGUAGAGAAAGCUCCUGAGGAUAUUGUCCGUGGAGUCCAAGAAAAGGCGGCAGAAACAGAAGAGAAGAUUACUCUCACCAAAAAUCGUUUAGCUUUACUCCAAUCAACGGUUGUGGUUACAUAAUCAGACCAUUUGUGAUCCCAUCCUCCAUUUUGAUUGGAUAUAUCCCAUGAUCCAUAUGGGAUUUGCAUCUUCUGCACUGUGCAGUAUUGAGGUUGGCCAACAUUAUUUUGACAGCAAUUUAUUAGCAUCUAAAGGAUCAAUGUGCAGUGAACUUGGCUUCGAUUUAACAAGUCUGGAGAUAGCUCUUUUUUUUUUUUCUUGUAGCACCGAAGCGUCCAAUAGAUGCUUGGCCAUUAAUUUUUUUCCCUUGUAAAUUUUGUAUGCUACUCAGGUUGUUUGUAAUAUGCCAUUUUUCUUACAAUGUAGGUUAAUAUAGUUGAGGCUCUA
Molecule: messenger RNA, 3328 nt
Organism: Prunus mume (Japanese apricot)
Lineage: Eukaryota; Viridiplantae; Streptophyta; Magnoliopsida; Rosales; Rosaceae
Product: protein EMBRYO DEFECTIVE 2247
Biological process (GO): valyl-tRNA aminoacylation
Cellular component (GO): cytoplasm; cytosol
Molecular function (GO): valine-tRNA ligase activity; ATP binding; aminoacyl-tRNA deacylase activity
Source: RefSeq, a predicted model, not a curated record